AGCCGCGCCUUGAGCACGUGUCCCACGAGUCCAAGCAAUGAUGAGCGUGUUUUAAUUUGAUUGUUUGUGUGUAUUUUCAUUCAAUUGUUAUGAGCUAGCCCACAAUGGAUUCGACCAUGGAACCAUUGGUGUUUGGUUUGGCAAUUUUUUUCUUUUGCAUCGCCAGUACUGUACAGAAAGAGGCGAUGGAUUCACCCAUGCCGGUAUUGCACCAAUCCAGCUUCCAAGCUUGCAGUUGCCAUCUCCCCCGUUGGCCAAUAUUACAAGGCAUUCCCAAGCAACUGCUUUUCAUCCACUGUGAUAGCUUCUCCGCUCCUUGCAUGCGUCUGUCGCAGCUACUCCUACAAUAUACACAAGGAGGUGGAGUCCUCCAUAAGCUCAGCCAUCGGAGAAAAAAAGGUCCGUGGGGCUUUUUUGUUUUGAAAAAAUGUAAAGGGAACGGGGUGUCGAGAGGUCUGUGAGUGUCAUCCGAUGACAAGGAUGUCGGGUAUUCCGGCGUGUGGAUAGAAAAGUGUGUGGUAUCAGGUGAAGAUGGUCAAUGGACCGAGUUGUGCA
Molecule: messenger RNA, 555 nt
Organism: Colletotrichum godetiae
Lineage: Eukaryota; Fungi; Ascomycota; Sordariomycetes; Glomerellales; Glomerellaceae
Exons: 1
Coding region: 105-461 (118 amino acids)
Source: RefSeq, a predicted model, not a curated record